AUGCAUAUGAACUUAACAGAUUUUCCAAAAGAGAUAUUCACAAAUAUCCUACGUUAUCUAACUCCAGAAGAUAUCCAUAACUUAUAUCAAAUUCCCCCAAUCAGGGGAUAUUUAAAAACUAUCAUAUCAAUACAUACCGAUGAUGAGAAGAUUCCAAAUGUUAUGGACUUGACUCCACGUGAACGUCAAUUAUUAGCUAAGUAUUGCCACUUUAUAAAUAUUCAUGGCUCUAGUGUCAAUAGGAUGAAACAUCUAAUAAGAAGAAAACGAGUCAACAUUGCACUUUUUGAAAUUUAUGAACUCUUGUAUGAUUUUGAAUCAUUUAUGAAUUUUGUUUAUAUGACCAAUGCAUCACCUAAAGCAGUAACUGUGUGGCAUAAUUUCCAUAUAUGUAUGAAUUUCCAGAAUGAAGUGAUAUCACCAUUAUAUUCAAAACAUAAUAAAAAAGUUUUUGGAUUAAUUAAUAAAGCUAUUGGUGAACAAGGUAUUCAAAAAAGUUCAUUAAGUUAUUUAUGUUUUAAAACUUUAAAACAUAUUUAUCUUACACAUAUCACAAUUGAUCCAAACUCUAUUGAUAUACCUUUAUUAACCACUGCAACUUUCAUCAAUUGUAAAAGUGCUGAUGAGAAGAGUUUUUUCAAAUUUAACAAAUUGCAACAUUUAAAUUAUCAAGGACCUAAUUUUGGAUCAUUUGGAAAAUCUUUAAAUUAUUCCACUCAUUUACAGAAACUUGAAUCAUUAACUUUAGAAAAUGUGGGUAUGGUUAUUUUUGAUACUAAACGUCAUUCAUAUUUCAAGAGUUUAAAGUCAUUGAUUAUCAAAACUGAUACAGAAUUUGCUGAAUUGAAUGAUCAUGUUAUAAUGGAUCUUUGUGAUUUCCCUAAAUUGAAUCAAUUGAAUAUCAAAAUAUUUGGUGAAGUGGUAAUGGAAGGGAUUGAAGCUCCUUUACUUGAAAAAAUAAAAAUUCAUUGUACAUAUGGUAACAUUUAUAUGAAUUAUGUAGGAGCUCAUAGUGUGAAAGAAUUUAUACUUAUAUCUGGUGGUCAAUUACCAACUAUAAACAAUGUGAUGUUCAAAAGAUUCCCAUCUAUGGAACUUUAUUUUGAGAAUAAUAAAAAUAUUGAAAAUUUGAAAGCACAAGAUGUUGAAUGGUUGAAAUAUGCUUCAGAUUUGAAGACUUGGGAAUCUUGUAUUGAUGUUUUACGUCUUGUUGAUUUCAAAUAUUUGAAAACUUUCGAAAUGGCUGAACCUAGACAUUUCAUUCCUCAAACUCAAGUUUGGUAUAACCAAGAGAUUGUCAUUAAUGCUCCGAUACUUGAAAGUGUAAAAUUGAAUUGGAGGAAACAUUCACUUGAAAUGACAGAAUUCAAUGCACCAAGUUUGAAGAGUUUAACUUUGAAUGUAUGUCCAAUUUUGACAAGUUUAAAACAUCCACAAUCACAAUUCCCCCAAUUAGAAAGUCUUAUCAUCAGGAAUCUUAAUCUUGAUCAUCAUAUUUCUCUUGAUGAUGAUGGGUUGGUUUUACCCAGUUUGAAACAACUUGAAAUUGAACCAUCAGGAUUUGAACCUAUCAAAUUAAAAAAUUGCACAUUCCCACAAUUAACACAUUUUACAAUUCAAAGACCUAGAAUCACCGGUGAACCAUUAGAUUAUUUCCAAAGUUUGGAUAAUGAAUUAAGUUUCACUGCACCAAAAUUAAUUGAUCUUAGACUUGAAAAAUUCCAUCUCCAUAAACUUGAACUUUUAGACCUUCCAAAUUUAAUCAACUUUAGAAUCACACAUGUUGAUAAUUUCAAAUCCACCGUAAUUGAGAAGUUAGAAUAUCUAUUACUAAAUCCUUAUUCCAACAGAGUUGAGCUUUUAUGUCCGCACUUGAGACAUUUGGAGCUUACAGAACCGUUCCCUGAUGCAAAUUUUGUCUAUGAAUUGGAAGAUAAAUUGGGGUUCUAUAUUGGUAGAAACAAGGCUAUUGAAAAGCGAUAUAAUGACUUGAGAUUUGUAUACUCAUUUGGGGUUCAAAGAUGGAAGGGAUGUAAUACCGUGUGUAAUAAUUAA
Messenger RNA from Hansenula ciferrii, 2055 nucleotides. RefSeq lists its product as uncharacterized. The transcript has a single exon. Lineage: Eukaryota; Fungi; Ascomycota; Saccharomycetes; Phaffomycetales; Wickerhamomycetaceae. Bases 1 to 2055 code for a protein of 684 amino acids. Gene Ontology annotation, molecular function: protein binding. The record is from RefSeq and is a predicted model, not a curated record.